Orbicella faveolata is the source of this 878-nucleotide messenger RNA. Its product is annotated as 14-3-3 protein zeta-like. The record is from RefSeq and is a predicted model, not a curated record. Lineage: Eukaryota; Metazoa; Cnidaria; Anthozoa; Scleractinia; Merulinidae.
CUAUUCGGAGUUUACAUGGCCCUGGCCUUGGUUUGAACAAGAAAGCCGGUAUUUUCACUGCGUUGCGGAAAUCUUCGUUCUUUUAUACGUAGUAAAAUGUCAGAAAGGGAAAAGAAUGUGUUCCUGGCCAAGCUAGCCGAACAAGCUGAGCGGUAUGAAGAAAUGGCAGAAUACAUGUGGAAAGUUGCAAAGGAAGGGCCGAAGCUGUCAACUGAAGAGCGAAAUCUUCUAUCUGUUGCCUACAAGAAUGUGAUCGGAGCUAAAAGAGCUGCAUGGCGUAUAGUUUCUUCAUUGGAGGCAAAGGCAGAGGGCAAGGAGGAGAAGAACAAAGAACUGAGCAAGAAAUUUAGACUUCAAAUUGAGAAAGAGCUCAAUGAGGUCUGUGAGCAAAUUAUUUCUCUCCUGGAGGAUCCUCUUAUUCCUGAUGCUGACGACACCGAAUCCAAGGUUUUCUUUCUUAAAAUGAAGGGCGAUUACUACAGAUAUCAAGCUGAAAUAUCUGAUGAUAGUGGCCGCAAAGAGGAUGCCAGGGAAGCUUAUGCGAAAGCCGAAGAGGAAGGCAAAGGUCUUCCAUGCACAAGCCCUAUCCGACUGGGCUUGGCCUUAAACUACUCCGUAUUUCAUUAUGAGAUCCUAAGAGAUUCAGACAAAGCCUGUAAGGUGGCAAAGACAGCCUUUGAUGAUGCCAUUGGUGACCUGGAUACGUUGAGUGAAGACUCCUACAAGGAUAGUACUUUGAUAAUGCAGCUUUUGAGGGACAAUUUGACGCUGUGGACUGCUGACAUUGCUGAUGAUGAUAAAGGAGAUACCAAAGUUGAAGAUAUAGAGGGAGAUGAUAUGAAAGAGUAGCUGGCAGAGACUGACUUCAGGAGUUAUCU